Messenger RNA from Colletotrichum scovillei, 1635 nucleotides. RefSeq lists its product as uncharacterized. The coding region runs from base 1 to 1347 and encodes 448 amino acids. The record is from RefSeq and is a predicted model, not a curated record. The transcript has 2 exons. NCBI's taxonomy places the organism in Eukaryota, Fungi, Ascomycota, Sordariomycetes, Glomerellales, Glomerellaceae.
AUGGCAUCACCAGUCAAGUUUGAUAUUCCGGCGUCCGCUCGCUCCUUCACUUGCUUCUCGCGUCUGCCGCCCGAAAUCCGAGAGCAGAUCUGGGAGGAUGCCAUUUUCGAACCUGGCAUGCACUUCCUACGCCUCAGGACUGCAGCUCGCAUCACACAUUACCCCUCUCCAAUGCCGACAGGGUCACUCGGUGACCAGGAUACCAAGGACGAAGAUGAUGUCCUUCUCGACUUUGCUCGAGAGAGUGUACCUACGAGGGUUUGGCCUGCCAUACUAGAGCCCCGAUACCCGACACCCCAAGCCAACAUCUCCAACUAUAUAUCUGCCAAUCGAGUCCUCGAAAAGCUUUCCGCUACUUGCUUCGAGUCAGCCAAGGUCGUUCGACGCCUGACGAGCGCACCUGGUGGCUUAAAGCUGAAGGGCGACCGCGUCGUCUCGCUUGGCGGCUCUUUUGACAUCGUGUGCCUCGAGUACCUGUCCGCAGACGACUUUCGAAGCUGGUGUCGCAUGUCGCAGUCCAUUAAAUGCAAUGAACUUGCCAAUAUCCGCCACGUCGCCAUCCCCUACUGUCACGCAUGGGAAACCAGUGUUAGCGGCUUUCGGUGCGGUCAUUGCGGCACCCGCUACUCCGGCCUCGCCACCAAAGUCUACCCUGUCCACCUCUACGAAUUCCUCGCCAAGUAUCUGCCCAACCUAGAAACAUUCUACUUCAUUGACUAUUUAAUAGUUGAGAAGGACAAAAGUAUUGACUCUCUAGAAUUCAGUCCGGCCCAGAUCACUACUUCGGACCAAGCCGCCGCCCCAUCGUUCGAUAUCAGACCCCAGGACUCUUCCCUUGAGCCGUCUAAGAAGCUAACCAGCAACACAAAGAGAGAGAUCGAACCCCGGAGGGCGAACCCGGCGGCGAAGGCUGUGCCACCUGGUUUCAAAUGCCAAGGCAGAGUUUUUCACGAACCCGACGAGGAUCACUGGGAUGUCAAGUCUAGAGUAGUCGACACCAUAUCCUGGUUACAGAAGAGGUUCAUCCUCUACGCCACUCAAAGCAAGAACAGCAGGCAUGCACACCCCGAAAAGGUCCGAUUCAAGGUUUUGGCAUGCAAAUGGAAUGAGAGAGAACCCGAUACACAACCGAGAGUGAAGAGAGCUGCGCCUACUGUCAAGAAAACCUCAACAAAGAAGCCCCAAGCACAGUGCUACAAGCAAGAUGUGCCACCGGCUCAAGAACAAAAGGCCCCUUUGGCACCACCAUCAUCGCCGCCACUUCCUGUUCCUACCAAGGGAUUCAAUUACGUCUUUGGCAGAGAAGAUGGAUGUAACUUCAGCUUCAGUCAAGCAUCUGGAUUGUGAUGGACUGGAUACAGCUUACCGCCGGGUUGGCGAGAUGUGAAUUGAAGAAAUUCACGGACGAGAUUCUAGAAGCAUUGAGUCUUUACCAAUUCCACAGCCCCGGCGAUGGCAGGGAACAAAUCGCGCAAUCCGGGCGGUUACAAAGUAGGGAGGUCAGUCGUGUCUAAGUUGUUGAUGCUGGCGGCGACGAAAGGCUUAACACGGAGGGUGCAAGCAAUCCUAGGAAGACCUCUUAAUAUUAAUGAUAGCACACGACAGAAACUUUUGGCGUGAAUGAAUUCAUUAAUG